Messenger RNA from Gloeophyllum trabeum ATCC 11539, 1593 nucleotides. Its product is annotated as APC amino acid permease. Lineage: Eukaryota; Fungi; Basidiomycota; Agaricomycetes; Gloeophyllales; Gloeophyllaceae. The transcript has 13 exons. Gene Ontology annotation, cellular component: membrane. Gene Ontology annotation, biological process: transmembrane transport. Gene Ontology annotation, molecular function: transmembrane transporter activity. The coding region runs from base 1 to 1593 and encodes 530 amino acids. The record is from RefSeq and is a predicted model, not a curated record.
AUGAAGAAAGAAUCCAGCAUUACCGUGCUCGAGAAGCCGGUCGACAAGAACGACGAUGAUGCUCUUCUCGAGAGUCUCGGGUACAAGCAGGAGUUCAAGCGUGAAUUCACCCCUUGGGAGCUCUUUGGGGUCCUUUUCAGUGUGCUAGGUCCGGUGCCGUCAUUUGCGUCUGUGCUUGUGUAUGCGAUCCCAAACGGUGGACCCGUCGCGAUGGUCUGGGGUUGGGCUAUCUGUGCAUUCUUCCUUGUCAUAAUUGCACUAGCGAUGGCGGACCUAGCAUCUGCAGCCCCUACCUCAGGCGGGCUGUACUACUGGACAUACUCGCUCUCAUCCCCUCGGUGGCGGUAUCUUCUGUGUUGGAUUGGUACGUCGAAUGCCAACACCAUGGCGCUCACAGGGUCCGUGGCAUCCGUCGGCUGGGGGUGCGCAGUCCAGAUUAUGGCUGCUGUAAGCAUCGGGUACGAUGAGACUUUCAUUCCAACAAACGGCCAGACGUAUGGCGUUUAUUGUGCUAUCCUCGUAGUCAGCGGUAUCUUGUGUAGCACUGCGACAAAGUACAUUGCCCGAGUCCAGUCCCUUUAUAUAGUUUUGAACAUAUCAUGCUUCAUUGCCAUCAUCAUAGCUCUUCCAGUCGCAACCCCUGAGGAGUUCCAAAACCCAGCGAGUUUCGCGCUGGGAAACUUCCAAAAUCUGUCCACUUGGCAUCCCGGGUUCGCCUUUGUCCUCAGCUUCAUCGCCCCGCUAUGGGCCGUAGGCGCGUUCGAUUCGCCCGUCCACAUCAGCGAAGAAGCCUCAAACGCCAGCACUGCGGUCCCAUGGGCCAUCAUACUGGGUGCAUCCAUACCUGCCAUACUCGGCUGGGCUUUAAACGUAGUCGUUGCGUUUUGCAUGGGGACUGACCUCGAGAGCAUACUCGGGAGCGGCGUUGGACAGCCUCUCGCUGUCAUCUUCCUGAACAGUCUAGGCAAAAGCGGCGCUCUCGCUCUAUGGUCUGUCGUGAUCAUCUUGCAGUUUAUGAUGGGCACGAGCAUCCUCACAGUCGCCUCCCGCCAGAGUUUCGCCUUCUCGCGAGACGGCGCACUCCCUUUUUCCCGAUUCCUGUAUCGCAUCCACCCUUCUACGCAGACACCAGUCAACUGCGUCUGGUUCGUCGCCUUUCUCGCCGCGCUCCUGUGCCUGCUCUCCUUCGCGGGCGCGGCGGCCGUCGGCGCGGUGUUCACGCUAAAUGCGGCGGCAUCGUACGUGGCGUACUGUAUUCCUAUCACUGCUCGCUACGUGUUCGAGAACGACUUCAAGCCGGGGCCGUUCUCGCUCGGGCGGUGGGGGUUCCCGGUGGCCGCGACCGCCGUCGCCUGGAUGACAUUCUCCAUCAUAGUUUUCAUGUUCCCCACCAACCCGGACCCGGGUCCGCUCGACGUAAAUUACACCCCCGUAAUGCUCGGUGCCCUUAUCCUCGGCGCGCUGGGAUACUACUAUGUCCCUGUUUACGGAGGUAAGCGCUGGUUCCGCGGCCCGGUCGUGACGCUGCCGAUGUCGGACGGUGAUGCGCGGAGCAAAUCCGGUGAGGGAGAGGGAGAGGAGAAAGAAGCAUAA